This is a messenger RNA of Megalobrama amblycephala (Wuchang bream), 4279 nucleotides long. It is a transcript of the gene csde1, whose product is annotated as cold shock domain containing E1, RNA-binding. Gene Ontology annotation, molecular function: nucleic acid binding. The record is from RefSeq and is a predicted model, not a curated record. Bases 170 to 2767 code for a protein of 865 amino acids. NCBI's taxonomy places the organism in Eukaryota, Metazoa, Chordata, Actinopteri, Cypriniformes, Xenocyprididae. The transcript is spliced from 20 exons.
CUUUUUGUAAUUAGAACGUGUGCCAGAGAGCCGAACCUUACAAGUGUGUGUGCAUGCGCGUGUGUGAGCCGAAUCUGAAGCAUCGAUUAAGUGAUUGAUUGGUCCAAAUCAUUACAGCCUUCCAAGACAACAGAACAAGUGUCCCACUACCCCCUACAUUCACCUGAAGAUGGAGGCCUCUGAUGCCCCUGUUGCUGCCCCUACCCCCUCCACCUCAAGCCAGCCAAUCCCCCGCUCCGCCUCAGUUUCGUGCCAUACCUCUCGCACGGUAGGGGGCAAAAAGCAAAAGCGGACCCCCUUGUAUCAGCGAUCUAUGAGUUUUGACCCCAGUCUGCUGCAUAAUAAUGGCCAUGGUGGAUUUGCCAAUGGAACGAGCAUGGGAAUCCGUGAGACGGGAGUGGUUGAAAAGCUGCUUACAUCAUAUGGAUUCAUUCAGUGCUCUGAGAGACAGGCCCGUCUCUUCUUCCAUUGUUCUCAGUACAACGGCAACCUGCAGGAGCUUAAGAUUGGAGAUGAUGUGGAGUUUGAGGUGUCGUCUGAUAGACGCACUGGCAAACCAAUUGCGGUGAAGCUAGUAAAAAUCAAGGCAGAAAUGUUGCCAGAAGAGCGAAUUUCUGGGCAGGUGGGGCCUGACUUGCACGCCUCUCCUUUAACUGUGCUGCAUGGUUUUAUUCAUCCAGUAGUAUCAGCUAUCCCCUCUCACCUGGACGGGAAGUCUGCACCUGGUCAAGUGCCCACAGGCAGUGUGUGUUAUGAGAGGAAUGGGGAAGUGUUUUAUUUGACCUAUACCCCUGAUGAUGUGGAAGGAAAUGUUUCUUUAGAUACUGGAGACAAAGUCAGUUUUUACAUGGAGACCAACAAGCAUACUGGUGCUGUUAGUGCUCACAACAUUGUAUUGGUAAAUAAGCAACAGUCAAGAUGUCAGGGAGUGGUUUGUGCUACCAAGGAGGCCUUUGGAUUUAUUGAACGAGGCGAUGUUGUGAAGGAGAUCUUCUUCCACUACAGUGAGUUUAAAGGGGAUCUGGAGGCUCUACAAGCUGGAGAUGACGUGGAAUUCACCAUUAAAGAAAGAAAUGGCAAGGAAGUGGCCACAGAUGUGAGACUGCUGCCUCAGGGCACGGUUAUAUUUGAGGAUAUUAGUAUUGAAACCUUUGAGGGCACUGUCACCAAGGUUAUUCCUAAGGUCCCUACCAAGAAUCAGAACGACCCGCUGCCUGGGCGAAUCAGUGCCAGAAUUAAUUUCACUGACAAAGAGCUGCUAUUUGGGGAGAAGGACACCAAGUCCAAAGUGACGCUGCUGGAGGGCGACCAUGUCCAGUUCAAUAUAUCCACUGACCGUCGGGACAAACUGGAGAGAGCAACAAAUAUCGACAUCCUCCCUGACACCUUCCAUUUCACCAAGGAGACCCGUGAAAUGGGUGUGAUAGCUGCCGUGCGUGAUGGUUUUGGCUUCAUCAAAUGUGUGGACCGUGAUGCCCGAAUGUUCUUUCAUUUCAGCGAGGUUCUGGAAGAGAGCCAACUGCACAUUUCUGAUGAAGUGGAAUUCACCGUUGUCCCUGACAUGCUGUCAGCCCAAAGGAACCAUGCCGUGCGGAUCAAAAAGCUGCCCAAGGGCACAGUGUCAUUCCACACUCAGUCUGAGCUGCGUUUUGUGGGGGUGGUGGAGAAAGAAGCCGUGCCUGCUACCACCAACAAGAACUACAGCCCCAGCAAGGUCAAAGAGAAGGAUGCAGAGGAAGGCUUGAUUGCGUAUGAAGAAAGUGGAGAGAAAAGCACUCUUCCCUACCAUAUUAAAGACCUGGAGGGAGGCGUUUACCCACAACUUGGAGACAAGGUGGAGUUCUCCAUCAGUGAAGUGAAACGCACUGGACAGCAAAGUGCAGUGUCCCUCAAGAUCCUUAAUCGUGCUGUUGGCACCAAGAGGCUUCUGGGAUACAUUGCAACACUGAAGGAUAACUUUGGCUUCAUAGAAACAGCCAAUCAUGAUCAGGAGAUCUUCUUCCACUACAGUGAGGUAUGUGGGGAUGUGGAUAACAUGGACCUGGGGGAUACGGUGGAGUACACUCUCUCCAAGGGUAAAGGAAACAAAAUCAGUGCUGAGAAGGUCACCAAAGUUGCAGCUGUGAAUGGAGUAGGAGAGGAUGUGAGCAAUACUGUGUUCCUGGGGAAGGUGGUUCGGCCUUUGCGCAGUGUGGACCCUUCUCAGACAGAGUAUCAAGGCCUUAUUGAGAUCACAGAGGAUGGCUCCAGUAAGGGUCAGAGUUAUCCAUUCGGCAUUGUUGGUAUGGCCAAUAAAGGUGAUUGUCUGCAAAAGGGUGAAAUGGUGAAGUUUCAGUUGUGUACAAUGGCCCAGACGGGACAAAAGAUGGCCUGCAACAUUGUGCCUCAGCGCAGAGCCCUGGUGGAGUGUGUCAAAGAUCAGUUUGGUUUCAUCACAUACGAAGUUGGAGAAAGCAAGAAGCUGUUUUUCCACGUCAAGGAGGUGCAGGAUGGUCUGGAGCUGCAGGCUGGUGAUGAAGUAGAGUUUUCUGUGAUUUUGAACCAACGCACAGGCAAAUGCAGUGCUUGCAAUGUUCGCAGAGUCAGUGAGGGUCCGAAACCAGUAGCAACACCUCGACCUGACAGACUUGUCAAUCGUUUGAAGAGCAUCACUCUUGAUGACACCAACGCCCCCCGUCUUGUGAUUAUCAGACAGCCCCGUGGCCCAGACAAUUCAAAGGGCUUCAGUGUAGAAAGGAAACUCCGCCAGCCUGGUAUCACUGACUGAGUACUGUUCACCCCUCUCCUCCUCUUCACUACAGAUGAAACGCCUUGAUGAAAAGCAAUCAGUCAAGGGGCAGAGGAAAGGAUUUGUGUGUCUUUCUCUCACACUCAUUUUCUCUCUCUCUCUCUCUCUCACCAUAAACACAAUUCACAGAAUAACAAACAAAUCAAGACUUGAACAUUAGCACACACAGGUCCCUUCCUUUGUCACAGGAUCCCUUGCAAAAGAAAAUUCUCAUCUCAUUGUCUUCAUUGUAUGUGUGAUGGUUUUGUGUGGUUGUAAUUUGAGCAAAAACCCCCUCGUGUUGUGUGCGUGUGGUAUGCAUCACAUGUUUGGAAAAAGUUAACUUGUAAGGUUGUUGUUGUUGUGCAGAGGAUAUGAGGGGAAAUAAAGGGGUUUGUAGUUCUCACAUCUUUUAGAUUGAGAUGUGGGGACUGGUUGACCCGUUUUUCAUUUCUGCUGAAAUUGAAAUGCCAGGAAUUCUGCACCUGCUGCUGUGUGAGUGAGUUAUUGUUUUAGAGUAGCUUUGCCUGUCUGUAUUUUGACUUCCGUUAUAUAUACUUUAUUCUUCCUGUAUCACUUGAAUACUUCUCCCCAUGUUGAGUUUCUCACCCAGGUGAUGUUGAGAUAUUGUUGGCCUCUUUCUGGUGAGAAAUGAAAUAUGACUUUAAAGUUCUUUUCACUCACAUUUUCCACACCUAAUUCCUUUGAGUAGCUUUUAACAUGGAUCUGAAAAUGAAAUAAAUUUUUUUCUGCGCUCAGAACUCGCUUGUGUAUGGUUUUUGAUUGUGUAAAUUACCAUUUUUGAUUUGUAUUCAAAUUAUAUUGUUUUAAGGAGCAUUUUUUUAAUUCCUGCCCUGAUUUCACCAGCUCCGACUGGGCAAGUGCAGAAUUCCUAAUGGCAUCUUGUAGCCUGCGGUCUUUUUUUAUUUUUAUUUUUUUUUUUUAUAUAUAUAUAGCUAUUUCUUUGCACACAUACUUUUUCUUUUCCUUUUUUUUUUUUUUCCUCCUUUGAGUUCAACUUAAAACUCAAUGUCUGCUAAUGAAUAAAUUAAGAAAAAGGUGCCUAAAAACAAACAAAACAAAAAAUAAAAUAAAAAAAUUGGUGUCUCCUCUAUCCCCAAACAGCCGCCAGAAUAUAAGAGCAAUUGUAGGGUGGCUUUUUUUCCAAGUAGAGAAUAAUGAUAUGCGUCCCCCAAACCUGUGGGUUGAGAUAUACUGUAUGUACUGUGUGCUUUUACUUGGGUGGACCUUUUGAAAACCUGAAUAAAAUGAGCAAAUGUGUGCAGAUCUUGAGAAAUGGGGGAAGUGUAAUAACAUUUAAAAACAUGCAGAGAAAUUAUGUUGAUAGAGGCUAUUUGCAGUGCUUCUUAUGACAAAUGGAACUAUUACUGUCAUGAAUAUUCUCUGGAGCACCCUGGGUUUGUGUUGAACCUUAAGGUUCUCCUAUAUACUUUUUGUUAAUGGUCUUGAAACAAUGAAACAAUUGAAAUAAACAUUUUAUGAGAAUCAAAA